AUGGAGGAACCGGAAAAAAGGAAGUUGAGGGAGAUAACUCGUGGAAUGCAAACCAAACGAAUCACGUCACGUGAUAAAUCACAUGACCGUAAACAGUUCGAUGUGGAAAUGGCGACGAAGAGGGAUGAGGUGCUUUUAUGCCAGGAGUUUAAACUUUAUCCUAAGCAAAACGUCAUUUAUACUGUGACAGUCACUCGCGCUGGUGUAUGGUAUCAUCCCAGGACAAAUGCCAAUAGCUACUGUGACGCCAAAUGCGUCCAGUUCAGUGACAUAAUUGGCUGUCGGUGUCAAAAGACAGUCGACUCGUCUUCGGCUUUUAUAAAAAUAUUUUCUUAUCCUUUUAAGAAGCCGUUAUUUCGCUCAAAACGUUCGCGACGAAGAAUUGUAGUUAUAUUUGAAGUUAAUUUAUCGAGUGACUUCAGUUCUAACCUACAAGUGGCGGAAACUUGGAGAAAUGUCAUUAACUGUUUAGCAAGAAAUCUACCUGUCAACAAAGAAGAUGUUGGUGUUUUUGCUCCCCCUGCUCCAGGCAAACUGCUGAUGCUUGUGAACCCUUUCAGCGGUCCCGGCAAAGCUCUGCAGAUCUUUCGCAAUGAGAUACAGCCGAUGCUAGAAGAAGCUGAAAUUCCAUUCAAGAUGCAGGUUACAGAAUAUGCUGGUCAUGCCCACAAAAUCGUCCAGAAUCUUAUUCUGAAAGAGUGGUAUGGUAUUGUCAUUGUGUCUGGAGAUGGACUCAUCUACGAGGUAAUAAAUGGCUUGAUGCAGCGACCAGACUGGGAGCAGGCUAUUCGGUUCCCGGUUGGCUGUCUACCAGGAGGCUCCGGGAACGCCCUGUGUUGUUCUAUCAACUACUCUGCUGGUGAACCUGUUGACUUGCACAUUGUUCUACAUUCCACGUUUAUUCUCAUAAAGCACAGAAUAAUCCCCAUGGAUCUGGUCUUCGUCCAGACCCCGUCCAGUCGAAUCUUCUCAUUCCUCUCUGUCACAUGGGGAAUGAUGGCCGACAUAGACUAUGAAAGUGAGAAGUACAGAGCCAUUGGAGAAGCCAGGUUUACUGUGGGGGCCCUGAAGAGGAUUAUGAACUUGCGGACAUAUAAAGGUCGUUUUUCAUUCCUGCCUGUAGCCGAGUACAAACCGAAAGUGAACAACUCAAACCGAUCUAUAGUGUCGAAAAUCCGACGUUUUUCCUGGAGGAGCAGCAGAAGCACUUUAAACUUGACAAAUGUUGACGACCAGUCACACAGUUACCAAGAAUUCCCCAGUGGUUUGAUCAGACAGACAUCAUCGGACCAGGACCUGAUACCUUCCAGAACAAGAGCAGUCAGUGAAAACAGGACACAGGAAAACGGCUUCUUACCGAACCUGAAGGAAGAGUCUCCUCAUCAGAUGAGUCCUGCCAGAUCGGAGCCAAACCUGUCGAAAUCAAAGAGCAGUGGGUCAAAUCAGCUGACACGAAAUGAUCUGGAUGCAAUGCUGGUUGUGGAAAACAGCUUGGCAGGUGAUAACGGUACGGUGGAGGGGAACACAAAUCAGAAUGAAAUCUCAAACGAGGACGACGCUGGUGCUACUGAUGGUAGGUUGGACUCUGUGGUGUGGAAACUAGACAAGAUAACGGCUUCAGCCAGCCGUGAGGACUUUGAGAUUGAAACCGAAACGGCCCUGGCGCCCAAGUCGAGUAUUGGAUCAGUCUCGUGUCCAUUGCUUCCUCCUCUCGACCAGCCUGUGCCUGGAAACUGGGUCACCAUCGAUGACUCUUUUAUUUUCGUUUCCGUGGUGUACCAGACUCACCUGGGUAGCGACAUGCUGGCGGCACCUCACGCCCACCUCAGCGACGGCUUUAUGUAUCUGGUCUUCGCGCGCGAAGGCCUGUCAAAGUCCGCACUGCUGUCUCUGCUGAUGACGUUUGGUGAUGGCGGCCAUAUCGAUUCACCGAAUGUAGAGAUUGUGAAAGCUCUUGCCUUCAGAAUAGAACCGAUCACCGAAGAAGGGAAUAUGAUGGUUGACGGAGAGAAAGUCGAAUGUGGACCGAUACAGGGCCAGAUUCUUCCUCAUCUCAGUCGAAUCAUGGCUAUGCAAUAAAGUCCGUGAUAAUUGUGAUUUUUAAUUAAAGCAGCAGUCCUUAAUGGAAAAAAUGUAGCGGGUUUUCUCCGAGGAUUAUGGGUCAAGAUUAUCAUAUGUUUGACAUGCAAACUUUUAGUUAAAAGUAUUAAUAUGACUAAUAAAUCAAUGAGGUCUAGUAGUGUCGUUAAACAAAAGAAGCAUUUAACUACUCAGUUCUAUAUUGUUUUAGCAAUGCAAUAUAAAAAUAUCAAUUGCUUAAGUAUUAUUAUCAUUAAAACAAAAUGGCUAAAACAUUAUUUGUAAUUGCUGUAGACCAUAUAAUUAGGUAAUAAUGAAAAAAGAUGGGUGGUUUUUUGCAAGCAGUCUGUCAAUAAAAUGAAAAAGGCAACUUCAGAAUUAUAUUUUGCAAUUUUACUUUUUGCAUUUUGCAAUACAUGGGAACUUGGUGGUUACAUUCCAUGAUAUUGCCCUUCUUGUCUGUUUGAAUAAAACUGUAAAUAAGAUCACAAGAAAAUCAAAGAAUAGCAUAUUGUAUGGGGAAAACCAGAAAUGUUUAUCAUGUUCUGAAUGCUUAAAUAUAAAAAAUAAUAGAGACUGCUGCUUUAAAGUAUAUUUUGAAACAAAAGGAAUACCUGUCAAAUAUAACAUCGAAAAAGGAAUGGUUUGAUCUCGUGAUGUUUUGGUAUCCUUUUAAUCUCAAAACUUGUUUUACAUGCCUCUAUCCAUUGAAGGUUCAGGCAUGUCUCCCUCGAGUCCGACCCCUGGCAUGGCCAGAGGUCUGAUCCUGGGGAGGUACCCGUUAGCUGAUCACUGUGAUUAUAAUUUUAUUAAGUAAAUAUGCAAUAGAAUCAUUCUUGGUUCGCACAUCGGUAGCACAUCAAGAUGACAUUUAAUUCACCAUGCAGUUCAUGCUUUGUGUGUACCACUUGUGUUUUGUGUGUUGAAGUGACCCUGUUGCAACAGAGGCAUCUGCAGAUCACUGACUCCCUGCUGACUUAAAAACGGCCACAGUGACUGUAAUUUAAAAAACCCAACAAACCAGAAUGGACUAAAAUGGACUACUGACAUAUGAGAAAAAUGUAUUGAUCUUGUGCUAAAUGAGUAUGAACUUGAGGAUGAACCAUGAGUUGAAAAUGGGCAGAAUUUUGAAAAGAGCAAUUAGUAAAAAAAUGUCUGAAUGCAUUUUCAUUUUACAUGCUUGAAUAACAUCAGCCUCAGUGGCGUCGUGGUUAAGCUGGUAGAUACUGGGUUCGCAGCCUGAUAUCGGCUCCCACCCAGAGCGAGUUUUAAUGACUCAGUGGAUAGAUGUAAGA
Messenger RNA from Gigantopelta aegis, 3374 nucleotides. RefSeq names its product sphingosine kinase 2-like. The coding region runs from base 1 to 2079 and encodes 692 amino acids. Gene Ontology annotation, biological process: sphingosine biosynthetic process. Lineage: Eukaryota; Metazoa; Mollusca; Gastropoda; Neomphalida; Peltospiridae. Gene Ontology annotation, cellular component: cytoplasm; membrane; intracellular membrane-bounded organelle. The transcript is spliced from 7 exons. The record is from RefSeq and is a predicted model, not a curated record.